Messenger RNA from Tripterygium wilfordii, 663 nucleotides. RefSeq names its product protein DMP2-like. Lineage: Eukaryota; Viridiplantae; Streptophyta; Magnoliopsida; Celastrales; Celastraceae. The transcript has a single exon. The record is from RefSeq and is a predicted model, not a curated record. Gene Ontology annotation, biological process: endomembrane system organization. The coding region runs from base 1 to 663 and encodes 220 amino acids.
AUGGCCAUAAAUCAACUGCUCCCCCUUCUGUUCCUUCGCAUAAUGGAGAGAGACGGCCAAGCCGCCAACGACGAAGCUUAUUUCUACCUGAAAGACGAUGAAGUUGACGAAUCUCAGUACAUUUACACCAUCAAUGCAAUCUUGAAUGGCACUGCUAGGCUAAACAUUCUUCUACCAACAGCCACAAUCCUUGCUUUCACAAUAUUUGCUCCCUUGCUUACCAAUGAUGGAAGAUGCACCAGUUUGAACCAUUGGCUAAUGGGUUUCUUCUGGGGACUAAUGGCAGCCUCCUGUGUCUUCUUCACAUUCACCGACAGCUUUCGGGCAAGUUCCGGAAGGCUGUAUUACGGGGUUGCCACAUUUAGGGGGAUAUGGCCUUUCAAUGGAGGAAGCGUGAGACCAAUGGUGGUGUCUGAUUACAGGCUGAGAUGGGCUGAUCUCUUCCACGCAUCGCUAUCUCUGAUCGCUUUUCUUGCUUUUGCAGGGUCACAUAGCGAUGUUGUGUCCUGUUAUUAUCCAGGUACAUCUAGGAAGGUUAUUAACACUGUUCCUCUGGUGAUUGGUUUUGUAAUAAGUGUUUUGUUUGUGGUGUUCCCUUCCAAGAGAAGGGGCAUUGGGUACCCUUUCUUGCUGCAGAGGGAUGCUUUGUACUCGAGAUGUUAG